AGCAUUGAUGAAUCAGUAUCUGCGACCAGCACACUUUUAUGCGCACGAACCGAACAUUCAUGCAAAUGCUACGCAACGGGCGGCACGAGACUCUCACACAGCAACAACCAAACAGUCUGCGCCCGAAGAAAAAGAUUGUUCAAGACUGUGGCCCGAAUAAAAAGCAGAACACGAUCAGUAACAUCACUAUAAAAGGAAUAAAUCUAUUUAAUAGAGGCAAAAAGUUUUAAUAGUACGUCUGCCAACAAACCAUAGUAGAAGUGAUCCCAUCCGUACCGUCUGCACAACACUCGAGAGAAGACGGAGUUUUAAAUUUACUUUUCUUCCGUUAGUGUGAAAGCAAUCUUUAACAAUGGCACAAGCAUCGCUGAAAGAUUACGAGAAACGCGCCUUCGAGAUUAUCCCGCGCAAUGCGCUUGACUACUAUCGAAGCGGCGCCGGUGACGAGCUGUCUCUGCGUUUGAAUCAGGUUUGUUUCGACCGACUGCGUAUUCGGCCACGUGUUUUGAAAGGUGCCGCGCAGCAUGAUUUAUCGGUGAGCGUGUUCGGCGAUCGCUUCUCGCUGCCAAUCGGAAUCGCGCCAACGGCGAUGCAGCGGAUGGCUCACCCGGACGGAGAGCUGGCCACUGCCAGGGCCGCUGCCAGCCGGGGAGUUGCGUUCACGUUGAGUACGCUCGCGACCAGCUCGAUGGAGCAGGUGGCUGCCGCAGCUCCCGGAUCGCCCAAGUGGUUCCAGCUGUACGUCUAUCGCGAUCGGCAACUGACGGAGAGCUUGGUCAGGCGGGCAGAAAAAGCCGGAUUCAAGGCCAUCGUACUGACCGUCGAUGCUCCUGUGUUCGGAAUGAGGAGAGCCGAUAUCAGAAAUAAGUUUUCGCUGCCACCGCAUCUGAUCUUGGCCAACUUUGAAGGCAAUCUCGCUACCGGAGUACGAAGCCAAGGUGGUUCGGGGUUGGGCGAGUACAUAGCGGAGAGAAUAGAUCCCACUCUUUCCUGGGAUGAUGUGGAAUGGUUGACCAACUUCACCAGCCUUCCGGUGAUAGUGAAAGGAAUUCUUACCAAAGAGGAUGCCAUCCUUGCAGCUGACAUGGGUGUUGAAGGCAUCUGGGUGUCAAACCACGGAGCUAGACAACUGGAUUCAGUUCCGGCCUCGAUCGAGGCACUUCCGGAGAUAGUAAAGGCAGUCGGUGAUCGAACAACCAUUGUCAUGGAUGGAGGAAUUACUGGAGGAACGGACGUAUUCAAAGCCAUUGCGUUGGGCGCCAAAAUGGUACUGUUUGGAAGGCCCACACUGUGGGGUUUGGCUGUUGAUGGGCAACAAGGUGUGGAACAGAUUUUGGAUUUGCUGACAAAAGAGUUGGAAAUUACAAUGACGUUGGCAGGCUGUCGAUCGAUUAAAGACAUUACCAUAGAUCAUGUUGUGCAUGAAUCGUUUUACGCUAAGUUGUUACCGUUAACAAGGAUUGAUGAACUGAAAUAUAACUAGUUUUAAAGUGACAAAUGUUAUCAAAUUAAAUUUGCAUAUUGCAAAAAAAAAACAAUUCUAUCACUUCUACACCCAUCAAGAGAAUGGAAGAUUUUUCUACGGUUCGAGGUCAGAAUAAUUCACAGAUUUUGGUAGAAUUUGACAAUCAUUCAUGUAUAGCAUUAAAAGUUAGAUAAUGUUGAAUUGUUGAACGAAAUUAUUGUUAUGUUGACCCAUGUCCAGGAUAGGGCUAUCCUUAGUGCUAUGUACUCGUUAUCGAAUAGCUAAAAGGGAUUUUUUCUAUUACCAUACAAGUUUUGAGUAAAAGUCUCAGAUUGUUUUUCCACUAGCAGUGUUUAUAAAUAUACGCAGAAAAAUAAAAUAAAUUUUAAAAAUCUGAGUUUCCU
Armigeres subalbatus is the source of this 1869-nucleotide messenger RNA. RefSeq lists its product as uncharacterized. The transcript is spliced from 3 exons. The coding region runs from base 353 to 1483 and encodes 376 amino acids. Gene Ontology annotation, molecular function: oxidoreductase activity; FMN binding. Lineage: Eukaryota; Metazoa; Arthropoda; Insecta; Diptera; Culicidae. The record is from RefSeq and is a predicted model, not a curated record.